Molecule: messenger RNA, 602 nt
Organism: Paramecium primaurelia
Lineage: Eukaryota; Ciliophora; Oligohymenophorea; Peniculida; Parameciidae
Source: the annotation of a GenBank genome assembly
AUGAUCAAUAAAAUUUUGUUAAUAAUCCAAUCAUUUAAAUAUCAAAGAAAAAAUAUUAAAAUGAUGAUCCUUUUAAACAUCAUUUAGAAGUAUCAAAUAUUAUUAAAAUAGUUCAUUAAAAAUAAUAAAGAUUAAACAGAAUAAUAUGAUUUAAAAAUAGGAGUGCCUAUCAAGUAAUAAAACAAAAUUAAAAUUGAAAUUGAAGGCUCAUAUUAAUAUUAAUAAAAUAAAUGAUAAAAUCUAGAUUCUUUUUUUCUUAUUAAGAUAAACGUGUAUUUUAAAGAAAAAAUUAAAAUAUAAGAAAAGAAGAUUUUGUUGUUAAACUAUUAGAUGAAUAUAUUCAUUCUAAAAAAUUAGUUUCAGCAUUAAAUAUAGAUGAUAAUUUAAGUUAAUCAAUUUAACCCUUAGCAUAAUCUAAUUUUUUUAAGAGAAUCCAAAUUUUUUAAAUUUAGAUCUAUCGAAUUUAUUUCUUAUUGAUUGAGAUAAUAAUAAUAAAAUUUCAAUUGCUCCUACAUUAAUUGAACCUAUAGAAAAUAUUGUUAAAAAUCCAGGAAUUUAUCCAAUAUCUAAAUUUAAAAAUCACUACUAUUAUAAUUACUUGA